CUGCAUCUUACCCUCAAGUUUGGGGCGUUUUCUUCUUCUUUACAGUACUUGGGAGAAUUCAUAGGGGGCUGCAAAGAAUAGUAGCCUGGGCCACCCAAUGUCCAGCGACCAAGGGAGGAAAAGACACCAGUCAGGUGAGGCCUGAGGCAAAACAAAGAUGGGGUUCUUCUUCUUCACCUCUCGUGCUGCUGCUCGGUUCUUGGAGGGGAUCGGGCGCCCCGGCGUCUCCACUGCAGCACUUCUUCUUACAGCAGCCAGUGGUGGAGGCCUUGUUGCGUAUGCUGAUUCCGCUGCAGAAAGUGCUUCAGAGUCGUCGCAGAAUGCUCCCAAGAAGAAGGUGUUGGUUCUUGGGACUGGCUGGGCUGGGACGACUUUCCUCAAAAAUCUUGACUGCUCCCGGUAUGAAGUGAAAGUCAUAUCGCCUCGUAACUACUUCGCGUUUACACCUUUGCUUCCAAGUGUCACAUGUGGGACUGUGGAGCCACGCAGCAUUGUUGAACCGAUAAGGAGGAUGUUUGAGAAGAAAAAUAAGGAGGUCACAUUUUACGAAGCUGAGUGUUUCAAGAUUGAUGCAAGUAAAAAGACUGUCCAUUGUCGUUCUGCUGUUGGAACUAAUUUUGAUGGGAAUGGAGAUUUUAUGCUUGAUUAUGAUUAUUUAGUUGUUGCUCUUGGAGCUACUGUAAAUACAUUUAACACUCCUGGAGUGCUGGAGCACUGCUACUUUUUGAAGGAAGUAGAAGAUGCUCAGAAGAUACGGAGGAGUGUGAUAGACUGUUUUGAAAAAGCUUCACUUCCUAAUAUUAGUGAAGAGGAAAAAAGGAAGACUCUUCAUUUUGUAAUUAUUGGUGGUGGACCUACUGGGGUUGAAUUUGCAGCGGAGUUGCAUGAUUUUAUUGUCGAAGAUUUGGUGAAGCUAUAUCCUGCCAUUCAAGAAUUUGUGAAGAUAACAAUUAUUCAAUCAGGAGAACAUAUAUUGAAUAUGUUUGACAAAAGAAUAGCUGCAUUUGCUGAGGAGAAGUUCCGGAGAGAUGGCAUCGAAGUGGAUACAGGCUUCAGAGUGGUAAAGGUCUCUGAUGAUUUAAUUACAAUGAAGAGCAAAUCAGUUGGUGAGGUAUCAGUGCCAUAUGGGAUGGCCGUUUGGUCUGCUGGUAUUGGUACUCGUCCUGUCAUCAUGGAUUUCAUGCAUCAAAUUGGGCAGGCUAAUCGGCGUGCCUUGGCAACUAAUGAAUGGUUAAGAGUUCGUGAGUGUGAUGGUGUCUAUGCAAUUGGUGACUGUGCUACAGCGAGUCAAAGAAAAAUAAUGGACGAUAUUUCCAUGAUAUUUAAAAUGGCAGAUAAGAACAAUUCUGGCACUCUAACACUGAAAGAAAUCAAUGAUGUUUUAGAAGAUAUUUGCAUAAGAUACCCGCAAGUAGAGCUCUAUAUGAAAAGUAUGCACAUGCGUGAUAUUACGGAUUUGAUUAAAGGUGCAAUAGGUGAUUCUCACAAGGAAUCGAUGGUGGUUGACAUAGAGGAGUUCAAAAAAUCUUUGUGCCAUGUUGAUUCCCAAGUGAAAAGUGCUCCAGCAACAGCUCAGGUCGCUGCACAACAAGGAUACUAUCUUGCUGACUGUUUUAACAAAAUGGAAGAACGCAAAGAGCAUCCAGAAGGCCCAUUGCGCAUGACAGGGGGGUCAGGCCGUCACUAUUUCCGCCCAUUCCGGUACAAGCAUUUGGGGCAAUUUGCACCCCUUGGUGGAGAACAAGUUGCAGCAGAGCUCCCAGGCGAUUGGGUUUCCAUGGGCCACAGCACUCAGUGGCUCUGGUACUCUGUAUAUGCAAGCAAACAAGUGAGUUGGCGCACAAGGAUGCUGGUAGUAUCCGAUUGGACUCGCAGAUUCGUAUUUGGGAGGGAUUCAAGCCGUAUAUAGCACCGCCUGGACGCAUCAGCCUUCUGUACAGGGAAUACUGCUGAAUAAUUGAUUUGCUGGACCUUGAGCAAGCAAAGCUGUUUCUUGCCCCUUUCUAGUCCUGCCAACGGAACUGCCAUCCUUUUCUGUGUGCUACAUUGUGUUCUUUGCUCCUGCUACAUGUGAAGAAAAUUUGGAACAAUGAAGACACUUUUUAGCCGUCACUGUAGCCCCAUUUGGAACACGGGAUCUUUUCUUACUGCUGGAAUCGAACUGUUUGAUGUGAAAUUUCUAUGAAAUUCUGUUAUCAAAA
This is a messenger RNA of Phragmites australis (common reed), 2201 nucleotides long. Its product is annotated as external alternative NAD(P)H-ubiquinone oxidoreductase B1, mitochondrial-like. The record is from RefSeq and is a predicted model, not a curated record. Lineage: Eukaryota; Viridiplantae; Streptophyta; Magnoliopsida; Poales; Poaceae. The coding region runs from base 158 to 1909 and encodes 583 amino acids. Gene Ontology annotation, molecular function: calcium ion binding; NADH dehydrogenase activity. The transcript has 11 exons.